AUGGUCACAAGAGCUGACAAGGGUCAGACUACUGUUGUCAUGGAUAAAAAAGAUUACUUCGAUAAAAUGUAUCUGCUGCUGAAUGACCAAACUACAUAUAAACCUUUGAACAAAGAUCCUUUGAAAAAAUUGACUAAUAAAAUUAAUGAGUUAGUAAAAUCAUGGCGCAAAAAUAAUUUGAUCAGUGAGUUGACAUAUAGAAACUUAAAUUGUACGAACGGUAAUUUACCGCGAUGCUACGGUCUGCCGAAGAUCCACAAAGACGGUUUUCCAUUGAGAAUCAUUGUAUCUGCUUUGGGAAGCCCUGUGUACAACGUUUCGAGUUACAUCCACAACAUUCUGUAUAAAUCUAUAAAGAAACCAAAUUCAUUUAUUAAAGAUAGUUGGUCCUUUGCUCAAAACAUAAAGAACACAGUCAUUAAUGAAGACAACAUCAUGAUUUCUUUGGAUGUGACUUCGUUAUUUACAAACGUUCCAAGGGAGUUAGUUGAAAACGCCAUUAAAAAACGCUGGGACGACAUUGCAAAAAAUACUAAAUUUAAUUUAUCUCAAUUCUUAUUUGCAAUUGACUUGAUUUUGGAUUCAACUUGCUUCUCUUUUAACGGACGUUUCUAUGAACAGAUCUUCGGCACACCCAUGGGCUCUCCACUGUCACCUAUCUUGGCAGAUAUGGUGAUGGACGAUUUGGAGACACAAUAUCUUAACUCACUGAACUUUACAGUUCUCAUGUAUUACAGAUAUGUAGACGACGUUUUUACAAUUGUACCACGCACAAAAAUUGACGAUAUUUUAACCAUUUUUAAUAAGUACCACAAACGUUUAAGAUUCACGUACGAGAAAGAAAUUGAUUCUUCGAUUAGUUUUCUCAAUGUUAAAAUCAUUCGGUUGGGAACAAAACUUAUCACCAAUUGGUUUAGGAAACCCACAUGGUCCGGGAGAUAUAUUAAUUUUUACUCGAAUCAUCCGUUAAAAUAUAAAAUUAAUAAUUUAGAUUUAUAA
This is a messenger RNA of Camponotus floridanus (Florida carpenter ant), 999 nucleotides long. RefSeq lists its product as uncharacterized. The transcript has a single exon. The record is from RefSeq and is a predicted model, not a curated record. NCBI's taxonomy places the organism in Eukaryota, Metazoa, Arthropoda, Insecta, Hymenoptera, Formicidae. The coding region runs from base 1 to 999 and encodes 332 amino acids.